UGUAAACGACAUCGCUUGCUCGCCCCAGGCCGUAACGAAACUUCCUCCUCUUCGUCCCUUCCAGAACCACCAGAACAUACUCUUGAGUCUCUCUCUCUCUCUCUCUCUGCAAUGGAUUUUCACACUCGCGUCAUUUUCUACCUGUUUUUCCUCUCCUCUCUUCUCUGCUUGCAAGUUAGGGCUGAAGAUGCUGGUUCUGUUUUCUUCAUCGACAGCUCAACUCGUCAAUUUCUUCGCACUAGAUCAUCUAACGAUGUCGUUGCGCCUGACUCAAUGUUGCUCUCGGAAGUCGGAGCUGCCGUAUCGGUCUUGCUUGGUCUUGCACCACCUCCAACACUUUCAGCCUCUGGUUCAUCUAAGUUAAAUGAGGUCCUCAUGCCUAAUCCAUUUGAUAGGCCUCGUGCUGUUUUUAUGCUAGAAGUCCGAGGAACAGACCCUAAGCUUGUGGUCAACUCAGAUAACGCCAUGUUCAGCACUGCUUUUAAGAGAAAGGUUACUUUUGGCUCAGAGAAAGCUGCCAACAUUCAACUUCCAGAUGAAAAUGAAGUCUCCGUGUUUUCUCUGGAUGAACCCUUCACAGAUUAUACCAACAAAGAAAUUGGUGUAUUUGCUUCUUGGAUGGGUGGAUCUUACGUUGCUAAUUCCCUGGAGCCAUUAGAUGGAGAGUUAACCAUCCCGUUGGCAGAUGGUUCCAUUGUGAAUCUUCAUAUGUCAAAGAAAGCAGACAGGGAGUUUACUGCAAAUCUUCUCUCUCUCAUUCACAAUUUUAGAAGGGCAGUAGAGUUGCAUGAAGAUUUGGUGCAAAGUACUCCAGCUGAGUUGAUAACAGGCUGUUUUGAUGGCAUUAAGGCUUUGGAAGAGCGAUAUGGAUCUGAUGGUUUUCCUAAGCACGGAAUGGGUCUAUUACUUGCUACAUUGUCCAAGAUGUUUGAUUCAUUCCAAGAAGCAUACAAAGGUCAAAUGGUUGGAGUUGUCUUCUUUUAUGGUUCACCCCCCGCACAGUCAGGAAAAGUGUUGAAUACAAUUUUUACUUCUCAGCCAUCAGCGCGCUGGUUGGUGGAAAAAGAAGCCUCCUACAAUGUGACUGUUCUACAAGUGGUGUUGGUUAGACGGACGAUUGCCUGGCUCACCGGAAUUAUUCUUCUCAUUUCAACUCUCUUGGGGGUACACUUCCUUGUCAACAUGCCCCUCACAAGGGACACCCUUCUGUAUUCUAAUGUCAAGCUCGACUGAGCCUGAAAAGGAGCUUCUUAGUUGACAUUUGAACUGCCAGGUUGCUCUAGCUAAUAAGAUGUUCUCUUUGUUUAAGCAUCAGUGGCUAGAUCCAUGAGAAUUCGGUUUGUAGAAAUUCUAUUGUUUAAUGGACAGCGGGUUCUUUUAUGUAAAGCAUGGUGCAGGCACCAUAUGGUGGGAGGAAGACUGCUGAGAAUUUUAAGGUGAUUCCGUGAUGAUAUGCAUUUGGUAUAUACGAGGAUGCAGCGUUGAUAUUUACUUUUGGCGGGUUAACUUCGGGACCAUACUGUGUUAUUUUCUGAAAUUCUGAAUACUUAUAGUGCAAGUUUGAUUCUUAUUUCUCCUUAAUGAUAAGUGUUAUCUUCCUUA
This is a messenger RNA of Alnus glutinosa, 1602 nucleotides long. RefSeq lists its product as uncharacterized. NCBI's taxonomy places the organism in Eukaryota, Viridiplantae, Streptophyta, Magnoliopsida, Fagales, Betulaceae. Gene Ontology annotation, cellular component: endomembrane system. The transcript is spliced from 12 exons. The coding region runs from base 112 to 1233 and encodes 373 amino acids. The record is from RefSeq and is a predicted model, not a curated record.